CCUCAGAAUAUGGAAUCUGAAAAUACGGAAUCCGAAAAUAUGGAAAUUGAAACCAUUUCCUCAGUUUCAGCUCUGCAGGCUCUCUCUAAGCUGCUUUAUCCAGAAGAGGAUGACUUUGAGUCCGGACAGUCAAAUAGUUCAUCUGCAAUGGGAGCCAUGGGUUCUGGGAAAUUUGGACCUCCAAAAAGGGAAGCACUUAAAUUCAUCCCUCAAACAAGUGAUGAAAAUAGUGAGCACAUCUGGAAUCCAGAGGAGGUUCCAGAAGGGGCAGAGUACCAUGAUGUGUGGGAUAUUAGAGAAACACCAGAAUAUGAAGUUGUGUUCAAACAGCAGGUGGGAACAGAAGAUAUGUUCCUGGGAUUGACCAGAAAGGAUCCUUCAGCUGCGUGCUGUAAGGAUCUAGUGAUUAAAAUUAAACUGCCAAAUACGAACCUUUCUGAAAUUGAAAUCAACAUUCAGGAAAUGAUCUUUGACCUCCGUACUCCUAAUAAGAAACUGUUGGUAACCCUUCCCCAUCCUGUGGAAUGCAGCAAUGCCAAAGCUUUCUAUAUCGUUGAAACUGAGACUCUCGAGGUCACCAUGACUAUGAAACAAGAGUUGGAUUUUAUUAAUUUCUUCUGA
Mesoplodon densirostris (Blainville's beaked whale) is the source of this 621-nucleotide messenger RNA. It is a transcript of the gene DNAAF6, whose product is annotated as dynein axonemal assembly factor 6. Gene Ontology annotation, biological process: flagellated sperm motility; axonemal dynein complex assembly. The coding region runs from base 10 to 621 and encodes 203 amino acids. The record is from RefSeq and is a predicted model, not a curated record. Gene Ontology annotation, cellular component: cytoplasm. The transcript is spliced from 6 exons. Gene Ontology annotation, molecular function: dynein intermediate chain binding; protein-folding chaperone binding. NCBI's taxonomy places the organism in Eukaryota, Metazoa, Chordata, Mammalia, Artiodactyla, Ziphiidae.